Messenger RNA from Biomphalaria glabrata, 1722 nucleotides. RefSeq lists its product as uncharacterized. Lineage: Eukaryota; Metazoa; Mollusca; Gastropoda; Planorbidae. The transcript has a single exon. The record is from RefSeq and is a predicted model, not a curated record. Bases 1 to 1722 code for a protein of 573 amino acids.
AUGUUGUCUGAAAGUCAGCUGCCUCAAGAAGAACACUUUCAUGACACUCUGAAAGACAAGUCAAUCUCGAAAGAAGAUUAUGAACACGCCAAGAAAGUAUGGGCGGUUUUUAAUAUGCAAACUCUAGAAGACUACCAUAAUCUUUAUGUUCAAACUGACGUAGCUCUGCUGGCAGAUGUCUUUGAACACUUUAGACAAAUGUCGAUGGAACUUUACGAGCUCGAUCCUGCAGAAUUUUAUUCCACUUCAGGACUUGCCUGGCAGGCAGCACUUAAGAAAACAAAUGUUCAGUUAGAGCUUCUAACAGAUUUAGACAUGCAUCUUAUGAUAGAAAGUGGUAAAAGGGGAGGAGUAGCAAUGGUAUCUCAUCGAUCAUCUAAAGCCCAUAAUCCCAGCAUGCCACACUAUGAUUUAGCCCAACCUGGCAAUAACAAGUGGAUCAUCUAUUUAGAUGCCAACAAUUUGUAUGGCUGGGCCAUGUCUCAACCACUGCCACUGAACGACUUUAAAUGGCUUACAGAAGAAGACAUUUCCACACUUGAUAUCAAAAACAUAAGUGACUAUACAGAAACAGGUUACAUUCUUGAAGUAGAUCUAGAGUACCCUGAGGAGCUACAUGACCAACACAAUGACUUUCCCUUGGCACCUGAAAAAAUUAAUUUAACAAAGGAAAUGCUUUCUUCAUAUUGCCGAGACCUUUAUGAAAAAUUUCACUUCAGUGAAACAAUGGGAGAUAAAUUGAUUCCUAAUUUAAAGAACAAAGAAAAAUAUGUUGUUCAUUAUCGAACUUUGAAACUGUAUUUGAAACUUGGAAUGAAAGUAACCAAAGUUCAUCGUGUUAUAUCAUUUCAUCAAGAACCUUGGCUCAAACCAUACAUUGAUUUUAACAAAGAGCAAAGACAAAUAGCUCAAGAUGAUGUUCGAAAAGACUUUUUUAAAUUUAUGAACAACACUGUCUUUGGCAAAACCAUAGAAAAUGUUAGAAAAUACGACAAGGUCAUUGAAUUUGUAUUUGAUGAUGAUGAUUUAGCAAAAGCAAAAGUUAGGCCAAAUUUUCAAGAGUGUGUUGCUGUCAACGGAACAAAUAUUAUUCAGUUUCAAAAACAUUCAUUAUAUCUUAAUAAACCAGUUUCAGUUGGUUUUAGCAUCCUGGAUUUAUCUAAAAUGUUCAUCUAUGAAGUUCAUUAUCGCAAAAUUAAACAAAAGUAUGGGGACAAAGCCAAACUUCUAUUUACCGAUACUGACUCCUUAUGUUAUGAACUAGAAACAGAAGAUGUUUAUGAUGACUUGCAAGAAGACCGCGAACUGAAUGACUUGAUUGACUUUUCAAAUUACCCGCAAGAUCAUAAGCUCUAUAACGAGAGAAACAAAAGUGCACUUGGUAAGAUGAAGGACGAGACACGAGAUGUCCCUAUACAGACAUUCAUUGGUUUAAAACCCAAAAUGUAUUCUUUGGUAUAUGGUGAAUGGGAGAAAAACACUGCAGUAGGUGUACAAAGAGAUUAUACAGAGAGAAACAUUAAAUCAAGUGACUACACAAAGUGUCUGGAAAACAAAGAGCAACAACAAGGUACACUUCAUCAAAUAGAAAGUCUAAAUCAUCAGCUCCGUACUGUCAAGGAAACCAAAGUCACUCUGACAUGUUAUGAUGAUAAAAGAUACAUUUCAGAUGAAGGGAUACAAUCCUUGGCGUACGGACAUUACAGAAUUCCAAAAUGUUGA